Molecule: messenger RNA, 2425 nt
Organism: Oreochromis niloticus (Nile tilapia)
Lineage: Eukaryota; Metazoa; Chordata; Actinopteri; Cichliformes; Cichlidae
Product: SIGLEC family-like protein 1
Exons: 5
Coding region: 269-1027 (252 amino acids)
Source: RefSeq, a predicted model, not a curated record
CUUCCUUUCUGUAGAUCUAAGGCUGUAUUACUAAUGUAAAGCGAAGUUUUUGUGCUUUGUUCAACCUGGAAGUACUUUCUAUGUACUUUCUACUUUCUAGCAUUCUAGUGUAGAAAAAUUAACUGUAGUACUAUACACUUCCUCAGUAACUGAUUUUGUGUCAGUGUAUGAUGACCUGUAUUAUAAAAACAAUGUUACAGCUGCUGUGUUUCAGAGGUUGAAAGACCAAAGGUGACUUAUCGGAUGCUGUAAAGUGACUGCUGUCUUCAUGGCCUCUGUUCAUCUGCUUAGACUGCUGAGCUUGAUGACUGAUCCUCCACAGAUCCUGCUCUCAUCACACUGCAGCUCAACACAAAGUCAGCUCAACUGUUCCUGUGAGACUCUGGGAAACCCAUCCCCCACUAUACAGUGGUAUUUGAAUGAACUACCUGUCAAUCACUCUAAAUGUGAAAUAUUCAAUCAGACUCUGAACAGGACAAUUCUGAGGAGCUUCUUCACUCUGAAUCAGCCUCAUAAGAAGGAUCGUCUCACCCUGCUUUGCCGCAGCUUCAACUCUCUGGGCUCAGCCAGUCAACAAUUUUGUGUCAGCAGCCAACAGAUUUCCACAGAACAUCAACUUCUGUAUCCAGCGAUAAUAUCCACUCUUGCAGUGCUGCUGUUAGCACUGCUACUAUAUGUGUUUUUUAUCAGGGCUCAAAAGAAUCCUUGUAAAAAUAAAGGUCACUUAACAGAUGAAAACAACACAGUUGCAAUGAGUCAGCCUCUAACUGAAGAAGGAAAUGAGGAACCAAACACAACAGAAGAGUGCAUUUAUGCAAACGCUGAUGGACUGAGAAGGGCAGAAAAUCUUCACCCUGCAAACAUCGCUGGACCAAGCAGCACUGACUUGCCAAGCUCUGGGCCAAAAAAUGCAGAAGGAGGAUACGAAAAAUCAGACAAGAAAGGGGACGAGAACGAACUGAUUUACUCUAAUGUGAACUGGAAGAUGAAGAGCAAGAAAAAAAGGGUGGAAAAUCUUUGGACAUGAAUCCACCUGGCAGAUCUUAUUUGAAAGAGAAGUGCAUGGUGAGGGGAGUUAACAGAAAGUUUGUGAGCAAUGCAGUAGAAAUGGGAGGCCUGUAUGCUCAGGUGGAGCCUAGAAAUAUGAGGAAGGAAGUGGGGUGUGAAUAUGUACAAGUCAAAUUUAAAGAACAAAGCGCUAUGCAAAAAUAGAUAUAUAGUGCUGUGAAAAAAUAUUUACCCCUGAUUUCCUGAUGUUUUGCUUUUUGCAUAUUGGUCACACUUAGGAGUUUCAGAACAUUAAACUAAUCUUGAUAUUAGAAAAAAAUAACCCAAGUAAAUUCAAAACACUUUUUAUAAAAAAGUCCAAAUCUUUAAAAAAUUUUUGAUUAUCUGAAACAUGUGACAAAUAUGGUAGGAAAUAAGACAUCAGAAAGCAGACAAAUACUUUUCAUGGCAUAAUGCAACCUUUUGCAUCCUCGAGCUUACUACAAAAUAAAUAAGUAGCUGGUCUGUUGUCUGGGUGUGUCCUUGACACAUUUAGUCACACUGUGGCAAAGACAUUGAGCAAUGCAAUUAUAUUCCCUUUGUUCAGGUCAUGGGCUUGUUUAGCACAGUAUCUCAGAUACUCCCUGAAAUAGUCAAAGACUGGGUCGCUACCAAGUGGCUACAACUGGUCCAAGGAGACCUGUUAGAGAAGCUGGGAGAAGCUCUGGACAUGCAGUUUGCAUGCUUGAAAUUUGCUGGUAAUUCAUUUUAGUCUGAUUAGCCUGCAACAAACACAUGGCUCGGAGCAUGACCCAGUUAUAGUCUGGCUUCAUCUGGGAUGUGAUAAGGCCUUCCUAUGAUUGAAUGCUCCAAAUUCCAAGUAAUUAAAUGCCAAAUUACUUUUGCUAUAAAUAGUCUAUGCUCGAACCAUUUCCAGCCUUCAUCAAAGAAUAGGUGGUAAAUUUGUAGAACAUGAUAAAAAUCAUUUUUUGAAACAAUCUUGGAAAAUAAUUACAUAAAAAAAGAUUAAAUAUAAAAUAAUUUAUAGAAUAUUAUUGCUUGGUAACUGAACAUCAUCACAACACACAUCUGAAUCUUAUUGUUUAGCUUUUUUGUUUGUUUGUUUUAUUAACAUACAAUUGCAGGAAAAGUGUUGUUAACUGUUCUGAUAAUUAGUUGUUGUAUUGUGUACCCAAUCACACACUAUCUAUAUAUAGAGGUGAUAUUAAUAUAUUUAUAGUACCAUGAUAAGCAGACAUGAUAAUUAUGAAAAAUACAAGGACCAUUCACAGUCAGUUAUACUUGAUUUAAGUGUCUAUCUUGUUGUAGGCUAUAAAUAUAAUGAAUGAUACUUAAACAUAAAUACAAGUGAUUCAGUUUUUUUCAAUAAAUUAUUUUGUCAAACAUUUUUUUUUAAAUUCCGUACACCUGGGAGUUU